Messenger RNA from Stegodyphus dumicola, 510 nucleotides. RefSeq lists its product as uncharacterized. The record is from RefSeq and is a predicted model, not a curated record. Lineage: Eukaryota; Metazoa; Arthropoda; Arachnida; Araneae; Eresidae.
AUGUGUCUAAAAGAACUUGCAGACUUAGGCAUUAAUCCUGAUGAUACGGAAUGUGGGCCUAUUGAAACUUUAAUUGGAGCUGACAUAUCGACAUUAGAUAUUUUAGGUAUCAGAGACCCAUCAGAAAGCAAAACAAAAUCCGAACUUGAGAAAGCUGCUAAGUACCAUUUUUUAAAUACAGUGAAAAUCGAGAACGAACGUUUUAUGGUAAGUCUACCAUGGAUUGAAGGUCACCGUCUACUUCCAGACAACUAUGACUUAACACUCAAAAGAUUGAAUUCUACAUUGAAGAAAAUAAAAGUUGAUGGCUUAUAUGAAGACUACGGAAAUUUAUUUCAGGAUUGGUUGAAAGAACGUAUCAUUGAGGAAGUACCAUUGAGUGAAAAAGAUGUUCCUUGUCAUUAUCUGCCUCACAGACAUACUGUUAAAGAAAACAGUACGACACGAAUCCGACCAGUAUUUGAUGCUUCAACAAGGGAAAAGGGUCACCCAGUCUCAAUGAAUGUUUAG